AUGAACAAGUCACGUUAUCUUGGAGAUAUCCAGAUUCUCGAGAAAUUACACUCUACAGAAACCUCCGAGAUAUUUCGGGUUGUGUUUCAUAAAAUUGAAUAUUGCCUAAAAGUGUUCCAUAUAGGCGACGAUCCAGGUCUCGCUGGAGAUGGUAGAGAUCUCUGCCGAUAUCGUUGCGAGUCUCAGGCGUAUCAAGCUCUACAUAUCCACGGUGCCUGUAGGCUAGGGACUGUACCGUACUUUUAUGGCCUAUUUGAUUCAUUUGAUCCCGAGGUGCUCCGCCCCGAAUUUGAUUGGUUUAAAAACGACAAGUUCUUUCCAUGCGCGAUUCUGCUGGAGUAUCUGCCGAAUGCUAUAAGCUUCAAGAGCGCUAGUCUUGCCCCAGAAUCCGUCAGUAUGGCAGUUGACGGUUUGAAGACAAUACACAACACCGGUGUCAUUCACAAUGAUGCACUUCCGAAAAAUGUUCUGAUUGUCCCCGGAACAGCAUCUCAACGCGUGGUUUGGAUAGAUUUCGAUAUAUCUAUCGUAUUCUCAGCAAAAGGUACUCGAGGGCUGCUUAAUCUCAACGAUGAAGCCGAAUGGGAAGUACGCUUUUUUGAGAGUCGUGUUCGUAAAUGGUAGGUAGUUGCCC
Aspergillus pseudonomiae is the source of this 634-nucleotide messenger RNA. RefSeq lists its product as uncharacterized. Gene Ontology annotation, molecular function: ATP binding; protein kinase activity. The coding region runs from base 1 to 624 and encodes 207 amino acids. Gene Ontology annotation, biological process: protein phosphorylation. The transcript has 3 exons. NCBI's taxonomy places the organism in Eukaryota, Fungi, Ascomycota, Eurotiomycetes, Eurotiales, Aspergillaceae. The record is from RefSeq and is a predicted model, not a curated record.